AUGGACUUAACUAAAGCAAGUGAAGAGCGUUUGUUGCAUCUAAAUGAGCUAGAAGAAAUGUGUAGCGAGGCAUAUGAGAAUGCCAAGCUAUACAAAGAAAGGACCAAGAAGCAACAUGAUAAGAGUUUACUUCGAAAGCUUAGAUCCAGAUGGAACAGAUCCUUCGAAGUAAUAACGGUUUUCAAUCAUGGUGUGAUGGAAUUACGUAACAUUAAGACCCAAGAACAAUUCAAAGUUAAUGGCUAUCGCUUAAAGCCAUACUAUGAAGGGAUGACAUGUGGACAUGAAGUGGAGUGCAUAGAAGCACCUCCAAUUUGA
Ricinus communis (castor bean) is the source of this 318-nucleotide messenger RNA. RefSeq lists its product as uncharacterized. The transcript is spliced from 2 exons. The coding region runs from base 1 to 318 and encodes 105 amino acids. NCBI's taxonomy places the organism in Eukaryota, Viridiplantae, Streptophyta, Magnoliopsida, Malpighiales, Euphorbiaceae. The record is from RefSeq and is a predicted model, not a curated record.